This is a messenger RNA of Aegilops tauschii subsp. strangulata, 4626 nucleotides long. The record is from RefSeq and is a predicted model, not a curated record. NCBI's taxonomy places the organism in Eukaryota, Viridiplantae, Streptophyta, Magnoliopsida, Poales, Poaceae.
GAAAGAGGCGGCUUGGACGGAAGGCUUCGGCCUGGCUGGCGAUCUCCCUCUCUGUAGCGUGUUCUUUCUCCUCUGUCUCCUCCUUCCUCUGCUUCCUCCUCCUGUAAUUCUCGAUUUGUAGCCAAACCAUGGUUUGAGUGAAACUAGUAGCUGGAUCCUAACAAUUGGCAUCAGAGCCGUUCGAUCCUCCUUCAAAUUCCUCAAAAAAUUCCACCAAAAAUUUCUUCUCCAUCCUCCGCUUGCAUCCUGUUCGACAGAAUGCCAAGCCACAAAUUUGCCUGCCCCGAGGGAGUUCUCCACGCCCGGAUCAACGACGUUCGCCAGGCGGUCACCGUCGAGUCGAUUCGCGAGUUGUUCCGUCGCUCCGGUGAUGGGAAUGUGAUCUGCGCUUACGAGCGGGUGGUGGACGGGAUGUACGGCGUGGAGGCAUAUGUCGAGUUCCGGUCACGAUGGAGGGCGACCCGAGCUCGAGAUGCCCUGGAUGGCCAUGCCAUCUACGAGGGGUGUUGCAUCCUUGCCGUGGACCUCCUACCACCGACCUACACCACCAUCCAUGCCGGAUGACGACGGGAUGGCGCCGUCGUACUUCUACGACGACACUCCGUACGCGGAAUGGGAGGCAGCGUUGGAUGCGGUCCAGCGCCAUGAUGUGGUGCCCGAUGCUUCCACCGACGACCUCCAUCUCGAGGCGUCCAUGGGCGCCAUCAGCGAGACUCCGUCCGAGCUUGCCGCUCCUACAGCACCAACUCCGUCAGCCAUCCUGGAGCUCAGUGUGCAUGACAAGGUGCUCGAAGUCGACGACACCAACGACGCCACUACGACACCCACCACCUAUUUGACGGGGUGCCCAAGUUGAGAAACACCCGAGGAGUCGGUGCUCACCUCAUCCGCAGCACCACCUUCAUUCAAGACUGCAGGCAGCAUCGCCCCUGAGCCUGCUGCACCGGAAGCCAUUCAGAUGCCGCUGCGUUGGUUGUCCCUAUCUUCAAUCUGGACAACUUGGCACUCACUAGGUGGUCGACAAAGGUACCUGUCAAGAUCGAUUUUCCCUUGACGUCCCAGUUCACCCAAGUCAAUGAUGGCAAAGUUGAGUCGCGGCCAUUACCAUGGCCAUCCUUUGCGUGCAUCCAGGCAUAUACAUUGGUACAGUUGGAAGAAGUUCUGAACUUCGCGAUUGCUUCAGCUAGUUUACCUGUGCAACAUUCAGUUGGGUUGCUGCAUGAUUGGUAUUUGUGCUUUACAAGAUUCAGACCCACUGAUGCAUUUUUUGCCACGCAUGAGAUGCAAAUUCUUGUCUGGAUGAGGAGCUUAUUAAUUAUAUCGAGUGAUAUAGUCUAUGCACCAGCUCAUGCUGUGAUUGGGGAUUUGUGCUGUGAGCUUCAGAGCAAGGAAAUUCUAGUACAAAGAAUAUAUUGUCAUCUGAUUGCGGAAGUAUGUUUGGAAGCACUGAGGUUUUCAUGGCUGCCACUUCAAGGUAAUAUCUGUAGCCCACUCGCAAAUUUUCUACUGAAGAAAUCAAUUGGCAUAUCUCUGCAAUCCUAUUGGGAAGGUACAAAUUCUUUUGCGGUGAUGUUGACACCAAGUCUGCAAAUGUACGAGCAUAAGAACAAAUUCAGUUUACUGGAGCAUGAUAUAUCAGUGGUUCUCCGUGUUGCUCAUGGUAGUAUUGUAAUUCAGUGCAUCCUUGUGCAUCAGAAGAUGCCCAAUUGCAGUUUCGGAAACACAUAUAGAACAAAGAAUUACAUCGGAAUAGUUGCAUAUGCGGACUCCCAAUGGGCAACUACAUGGUUCUUUUCCUUGGUGUGUGUGGCUGUAUAUAAGAGGUUCCAUGGCAUGUAUUGUUCCGUUGCACGACAUGACAUCACCACUUCCAACAGUGCAUCAUUCUUCUUAAGGGGGCCUCCUUAUUGUUUAUGUCUUGGAGGAGAUAUGCUAUAUAGUAGCAUUAUCAGUGCACAUAUGGCAUCUGCUUCGCUGGCCAGAAAAGGGUUAGGCAGAGAUGCUCAUUUCUUGUUCCUUGGGUCCUCUUGCUCUGAUUCAGUCCUGUUGAUCUUUGAAACAUUCGACUGGCGAAUUGCCUGGCCACCCCCCUCUAGAGGUCAUGUUCUUGUCUCCAGCUAUAUCAACUGCUUCAGUUUCUUCCAAGUUUACUUGGUUGUGGAUCGCUUCUCGUUGAACUUGUUGGUUUUGUGUGUGGCUGAGCUCUUCACCUAUAAUUCUGAAAUUUCCCAAUGGAUAAUAGCUUGGUUUCUCAAGUUGGGGCAUUCUGCCAGUGCUAUCAUGUUGAAGCAAGCAUUCUCUCAGUCACUGGAAUUAUGGCAUAUUACUGUUCUUGGUAGUACUUUGAAGACAAGUACAAUUACUCGUCCUCUAGUCUUGCUUCAUUGGGAUCCAGGUGUGGGCUUCAUAAAUGACAGUUGGCUAUGCUGGAAAUGUUUCUCCUUGAAAGACAAUUUCAGCUGGCCUCAGUUUGUUACAAGAAAUUUGUUUGUAACCUCACAAUGGAACCAUGGUCUGCUCAGCUUGAUCACUCUUGCAGGGUGGGAGUUCACAAGUAGAUACAUGUCGAUUACCUACAGUAAGCUUGUUCAGGUUACUGGUCAUCUCUCUUCACCUUAUAAUCCACCUGCCACAACUGAUUGUAUAUGGACCAACGACAGGGGGAAAAUAGAAUGGAGUCUUGGUAUUUUCUUGGACUUAAGAAAUUGCAGAGAGCUGGAGCACUGGACACGAGAGUCUGAACUGAAUUUGAGUGAAAUACCAGUUUCAGAGACUAGAACAAGUGGGGCACCAAACAUUAAAAUGGAUAUUGUGUGCCGACUUAUUCAUCAAUGGAAAGAAUAUUUUCUUGAUGGGAGGAUUGCGACGUUGCCCAUGAUAAAAAUUGGAGAAGCUAUCACAUAUGUGAGGGUUGAGAGCGACAACCGUGCAUGGCUGCUUUGUCCAGAGCAGUUCUAUACUAGCCUUGAUGGAAUUCUGCCGUUCAUAUGCGACUUGGGUAACUCCAUGUUCUUAUGUGGCUGAGGGCUACCGGUGCAGAGAUGCAGGCUUUUCUCUUGGUGUCUAUAUAUCACCUUUGCAGGUACAGCAAGUUGAUUGUGUUGCCUUGCUCAAUCCUAAGGGGGCAGUGGAUCAGUCGUGGGUUUUCUAUUCUAAGACCUGGCGGCGAGACAAUCCUGACAGCUUGGAUCAAUGGUCUACAAUUAGUCAACCAAGUGCUCUGUGUUUGACUCUAGUUCCUGGUGUGCUCAUUUUACAAAACCAGCAACUGACUUGGGAUCCAGGUGAGAAGAUACUUGAUUCGGUUCAGCUUGCAGUACAAGUGCCUUGGGAUCCCGGUGGUUCGACAGCGAAUCGGCUUGAGGGCAAGCCGAAACUUAUGGAGGGGGAUUGUCAGCGACCAUACUAUGGGCCAGCCCUAUUCGCCUCGAUCUGGGCCAGAAGAUGGAUGGGCUCCAACUACAAAGGGCACAGGGGUGCCCACGAAAGAGGCGGCUUGGACGGAAGGCUUCGGCCUGGCUGGCGACCUCCCUCUCUGUAGCGUGUUCUUCCUCCUCUGUCUCCUCCUUCCUCUGCUUCCUCCUCCUGUAAUUCUCGAUUUGUAGCCAAACCAUGGUGAUUGAGUGAAACUAGUAGCUGGAUCCUAACAAACUCCUUGAGACGUGAGGCUGCAGUUCAGUUCCUAUUGAAGAGAAGGUCAUGAUCCUAUUCAUCCUCUCUCGGAUCCACUUCUUCCAACCAUUCAAUCUCUUCUGCAUCAGUUCUGACCACGCUGCAGUCCGAAUCAUCCUUUUCUUGGCCAAUCAACUAAUAAUAUAUCUCAAGGUUAUCGAUGCAGUAGUCAUGGAGGUGGGGGUGUGGUGCACACAUCUGCAGAAGACAACAAGGAAUUGAUCUUAUAGAUACAUGGAUUCCUCUUUCAGCUACUCAAGUGUACAGAGGAGGAGGAAAAAAAAUAGUGGCUGCCAAAAUUCCUGGAGAAAACGGCUGCUCACAUGGUCAUAGCCCAGGAGAUCAGGCAGGCGCUUAUGCAGUUCACAGUCAAUGGAUUCCAUUAUGCAUACUCUUAGGCCUUCCACUAUGUAGGCCAAAAGUGAUGCCAUAUUCACUUUUGAUUCAUUUGGCACCGGUGCCCUUCAUUGCCCAGCUGGUGCCUUAAGAAAAAAUAUGGGAACCAGAGCAAGUAGCUGCUCCGAUGCCAAAUUCAGUGAGGCAAUAAAAAAUCCAUAUCUUGCAUGCAGAAUAGAUGGAAUGGGUUCCGUGUGAGAGGAAGACUAGUACUUCGAUCAAUUAUUCUGCUAGAUGUGGGCCAGUCUUUCACCGGUGCCACAUUGUCUACGUUGUGAGAGGGGUACCAAAAGCUUUUCAUCUGACAUCGAUGUAUAUGUGGCACACUUGUCAGAAUUUUGGCACCAGAUACAUAGUGGAGGGCCUUAGCAGUGAUAGUAUAGCCAAGUUCAAAACAAGUGGAGUAACAAUUCAUCGUCAAUAACGAUUCUCGCUUCCAGUUAAAGUUAUUUGUCAAUUAAUUUUUUUAGUGAGCCCAAGGUGAUCAUUUAUGUACUUUAAUUCUCCAAGUUACACACUUUGAAGCUGCAUUGAGGACAAUAGUUGUUUUUUUGUCAA